AUGGCUUCGAGGGUGGACGUCCUGUUAGUCUUGUUCGUAUGGUUUGUCCUGCUUAACCAUAAUAUUGAGGUUGAUGCAAAUUGGGGAUUAUCGAGAAAGGAAGAAUUGAGAUUCAAGGAACAACUUACAAGUCUUAGUACGUCUGCAAUUAGAAGCAUCCACGAAGAUGGCGACGUAUAUGACUGUAUUGAUUUCUACAAACAGCCUGGUUUUCAUCACCCUUUUUGGAAGAAUACUACAUUUCAGAUGAAACGUAAAUUAUUUAUGGAAGGACUGCGAAAUAAAACGGAUUUGCCAUUGAAUAUUGGGCUAAAAGAUGAAGGUUGUCCUUAUGGAACAGUUCCAAUUAGGAGAAUAGAUAAAGUUGAAGUAAAUUCAGAUAUAGAGGAAGAACCCGGCCAUCAUUAUGCAAUGCUUCAAACAAAACCAGAUCCGAAUAGGAAGAUUGAUGGAAUCGAAUCAUACUUUGGUACAUUCAACCCCAAAAGUAUUGAGGGCUCCCAAUAUAGCUCAUUUCGCAUGACACUUUCAAAUGGUGAUGAUAGCUUGAAAACGGGAUUGACGGUGAAUCCAUUAUUAUUCAAAGAUAACAAGACUCGAUUGUUUACUCAUAUCGUGUUGAAUGGAAGAACGCAAUGUUUCAAUCAACAAUGUCCGGGAUACAUACAACUCAGUUCUGAAAUACCUCUAGGUUGGCCGGUCGGAAAAAUUUCAGUUGUAGGAGGACGUCAAGCUUCUCUAAAAUUGAGGAUUAGCAAGGAUUAUAUGAGCACCGGACCGAAUUCAAUAGAAUCUGUGUGGCUAUUACAAAUGGAUGAUGAUAUGCUUAAGGUCGGUCUGUGGCCAACAAAAGUAUUUGGAAGAUUAAAUUACUUGGGUAACCAAGCCGAUUGGGGGGGAGAAGUUUAUAGUCCUUUGGACCAACCAAGUCCACCUAUGGGUACUGGUAUUCAUCCCUAUGGGGACACAAGAUAUGCAGCACAUAGUCGUCUUAUUGGAAUUUCAUAUGAGAAUUCAGAAUCUAAAUUUGUGAAUCCAGGUGGUGCAGUGUUAUAUGAAUCAGAUCCAAAAUCGUAUAGUGUUUUCGAUUCUGGAUAUCGUACUGGAUAUUGGGGACGUUUGAUUUUAUAUGAUGGUCCCGGAGGAAUAAAAAGUGAUUGAGGCUAUAAGUUGACUCGUUUCUUUGCUAAUAAAAUUUCCGAACUAUUUAUGUUCUUUUUUAUCUUUUAGUAAGAAAGCUUGGCUAGUUGCUCAAGGCAUGAAAAAGAGUAUUGUCCACAUAUUAUGCCAUAAACAGCAUUUGAUAUUUAAUAAAUUAAGUUUACUUAUAUGUGA
This is a messenger RNA of Carya illinoinensis, 1335 nucleotides long. RefSeq lists its product as uncharacterized. The record is from RefSeq and is a predicted model, not a curated record. The transcript is spliced from 7 exons. Bases 1 to 1161 code for a protein of 386 amino acids. NCBI's taxonomy places the organism in Eukaryota, Viridiplantae, Streptophyta, Magnoliopsida, Fagales, Juglandaceae.